UCGCGUGAGGUCACGUUUACGUGUUCCACGUCACGGAAGUCACAGAGAUGAUCCAUUAGCGCCCUAAAACCAAGCUGAAAACUUGUGUUACCGGUCUUGUAAUGUUGCAGUACUUUACAGGAUACAGACCCAGGACUGUCUCGGUCUAAAAGGGAUCAGGAAACUCUCGAAAGCGGAGGUGUUGAGUCGGUGGGCGAGACUGCCUGCCGUUUUGCAGGCUAGCUCGCUAGUCAGGUAGCCGUCUAACGUUAGCUGAUUUGGCGACGAGCGGAGUAAUUAAUCUAAAGACAGACAUCGAGGAAGCGCGCACUUAUUGUAUCGCGUAACCAUGGCAACUCGGCGACUGACCGAUGCCUUCUUAUUAAUGCGGAACAAUGCAAUCCAAAACCGGCAGAUUUUGGCUGAGCAAGUGAGUACAAACGACCCCCGUCGAACUCUGAAUACACGUAGCAAUGCUGCGGUGAGUCUAAUAGAGUUGGCUGAUGACCGCAUGGCUCUGGUGUCAGGCAUCAGUUUGGAUCCAGAGGCCGCUAUCGGUGUCACGAAGAGACUCCCGCCUAAAUGGGUGGAGGGAGUGGAUGAGAUUCAGUAUGAAAUCACACGUAUUCGUCAGAAGAUGAAGGAUCUGGCCAGUCUGCAUGACAAACACAUGAACCGGCCCACACUGGAUGACAGCAGUGAGGAGGAGCAUGCAAUCGAGAUCACUACACAGGAAAUUACACAGAUGUUUCACAGGUGCCAACGGGCCGUGACGGGGCUCCAGACUCAGAGCCGUCAUUGUACAAAGCAGGAAAACAGGCUGCUGACUAAUGUGGUCUCCUCACUGGCCCAGAGCCUUCAAGAACUGUCAAUCAACUUCAGACACACACAGUCAAGCUACCUGAAACGGAUGAAAAACCGUGAAGAAAGAUCCAAGCACUUUUUUGACUCUGGUCCUCUUGUGGAGGAAGAUGAAGAUAUUGCACUAUAUGACAGAGGAUUUACAGAUGACCAACUAGUGCUAGUUCAGGAAAACACAGUGUUGGUUGAAGAGAGAGAGAGAGAAAUUCGACAAAUUGUUCAGUCCAUCUCUGACCUUAAUGAGAUAUUUAGAGAUCUUGCUGGAAUGGUUGUGGAACAGGGCACAGUCCUCGACAGAAUUGACUUCAAUGUGGAGAAUGCUUGUGUCAAAACAGAGGAGGGUCUGCAGCAGCUGCAGAAGGCUGAACAGUACCAGAAGAAAAACCGCAAGAUGCUGGUCAUUUUAAUUCUCUUUGUCAUAGUUGUUGUUCUAAUACUUGUUCUGUUCGGGACAAAGUUUAGAUGAAUAAUUCCAUGGCCUCUAAGAGGGAUCUUCCUGUAUGUAUGAGAUAAACAUAUGUGUGUGUGAGUGGGUAAGCAUGCUAACUUACAACACCAUUAUUUGAUAGUGGAAAAUGUAGAAGGUGCUUACGUUUUAAAAUACUACUCUACAAAGUGAAGAUAAGGACGCCCCCUGCUGGCCAACAAGGGCAGUGUCUGGAGAAAUAUGUGUGUCUAUAUCUGUAGUGAAAGACCGCAUUAGUACUUAGGUCCCUUUCAGAG
Molecule: messenger RNA, 1563 nt
Organism: Carassius carassius (crucian carp)
Lineage: Eukaryota; Metazoa; Chordata; Actinopteri; Cypriniformes; Cyprinidae
Product: syntaxin-16-like
Exons: 9
Coding region: 329-1306 (325 amino acids)
Biological process (GO): vesicle-mediated transport; vesicle fusion; intracellular protein transport
Cellular component (GO): endomembrane system; membrane; SNARE complex
Molecular function (GO): SNARE binding; SNAP receptor activity
Source: RefSeq, a predicted model, not a curated record